UGCUGGGAUUAAAGUGUGCACCACCACUGCCCAUCCACCAUUGUUUUUUUUUAAGUGACAGAAAUUGUUCGCAAGUUUGUCAGCAUUUAACGUGAGUUUUGUGUUAUAAAAAUGUUUGUAUUCAUGUCAUUGUGCACUCACAUGUGUGCAUGCUUAUCUGUGCGUACAUGGAGGCUAGGGUAACUGGUGUCUUCCUAUUACUCUCUACCGUAGUCACUGAACCUGGAACUCAUAGUUCAACUCUCUGACUGGCCAGUGAAUUUUGGGGUCUGCUUCCUACAAUGCUGAUGUAACAGAUGCAUACCACCAUGGUUGGCUUUUUUUUAAUGGAUGCUGGGAAUCCAAAUUCAGCUUCUCAUGUUUGAAUACCAAGUACUUUACCAAUCUCCCUAGCCCACCACCUAUUUUGAACUAUGUAUGCAUUUUGUAAACAUGCUGAUUGACUUUUGUCUGUAAAUGCUGUCCAACUCUUGUAGGCGGUAGAGAUUUGGUGGCAAUUAAUAUACACAAAAGGUCUUUGUUCCUAGUUAGUCAUAGUUAUAAUUCUAUCAUGCUUAGGAGGAGCUUAAGUUCCAGAGCUAUGUAGGGAAACCUUGUCUUAGGGAACAAAAUGAAAGUUUUGUGGGGUUUUUGUUUGUUUAAUUUGAGAUGGAGAGUCAUUUAGCUCAGGCUGGAUUCACGCUGGCUGUGUAGCUGAGAAUGACCUUGAACCUCUUGAUCCUCCUUCCACUUCCCAAGUGUUGGGAUCACUCAUGAAUGUGCUACCGUUGAGCUUGUUGAGCUUAAUUUAAUUCCCUAGCUGCUAGGAAGUCAGAGGGGCAGUUAAGUGAGAACAUUUUCUCUUUGAGGAAAUAGCUAAGGAAGCAGCAUGUGCAAUGUCCUAAGGCAAGGAGUUUGACAGUUACCUUCCCUGGUACAAUCUUAGUAGUGUUCCUGCAGAGUCACCUGAGGACUUGCUGAAAAUACCGGCUGCUGGCCCAGAGUUUCUCAGUCAGUACAUGUGGGAUACAGCCCUAUAAUUCCUAAGUUCCUAGAUCAUUCUAACUAAGGACCACACUGAGAACACUGAUGUGGAUCUUAUCUCUCUUGGCAGCUUGGUUAAGUUAGAGCUAUCUCUUCACAGAGCUUUCUUGACCACCAAAUCUAUUUUUAAAAUGUAGGUAUCUUCCUGUGGCUAUGUGAUUGCAGAUGCUAUAGAGGUGUCCACACCAUAGCAGCCAGGGCACAGAAAGCUGUGAUCCUCCUGAUUUGAGUGCUUGGAGCCAGCGGGUCCUCUGGGAGAGCAACAGGAGAAGCAAAAUCUGAAUCAUCUCUCCAGCCACCCCUCCCCCCAUUUAAAUAGAACCCUUAUUUACUUUGAAGUGUAUGCUUAGCUGGCUAGGAGUGAGUUUGGGGGUUUAUAUAGACAAAGGUUUAUAUAGGCAGAGAUAAGGUUUUAGGAGGUGACAUUCUCAGCUUUAGCUGAGAGCCAAUAGCAAGUAUUAGGUUCUAGGUGUUGUGCACUACUCUAAUAAUUUUUGUGUGUAUAAACUCAGCUCCUCUCACUGUGCAAUAGGUAUUAUUGUUAACCCAUUUUAUAAUGAAAUUGAAGCAUAGAGAAGUUAGCUUUCUUAAGACCAUAAUGUUAAGUGGCAGAAGCAGUAUUUGAACUUUGGGUGUGGGAGAAUAUGUUGUUAAUCACAAGGUGUUUUGGUUCUUCAGGGAAAUUCCUUUUGUGAGGUGGAGGAUCUAGGAUAAAACAGAACUGUUAAAAAGUAAAAAUGUAUGGUAAGGAUGGAAGACUUUAAAGACGGGGCUUUGGGGCGUAGCAUCUGCGCUGAGGGGUCGGCUAUGCUUCCGUUUGUUUAAAAGAACUGGGAUUAUUUUUCCUAGAGCAUACUUUUGGUAAAAGUUUUUAGACCAAGGCCAUCGGUUUCUACCAAAUUGAGCAAUAUGCGAUAAUAUGUGGAAAAUACAGAAAUAUUAAGGUAUGUUAUUAUAAGUACCUUUCAGUAUACAGUUUUCUAUUAAUUUUUUCUCAGUUUCCUAUGGAACCUCCACAGAUUCUGCCUUAUCUUCUCAUUUUUAACUGGACACACAGGUUUUUCAUUAUGUGUAUUAAUUACUUGUUGCUGUGAUAAAAUACUUUAAAAGACAUUUUAAGGAAGCGUUUGUUUUGGGUUAUGAUCAAGACUUUCAGGGAAGAUCUGGUGGCAGAAGCAGGUGGAGGCAUCCACAGGGAAUGUGAUUCAUUCUUAGAGCCCACCCCACAGAAAGGUACUACUCAUGUUUAGGGUGGAUGUUCCCUGUGGUGAUACUUUGUCUGUGUUUCAACAAAUAAUUAAAGCUUGCCUGAAGAUCAGAGUGCAGAGAUAAGCCACUAGAGGUCAGGGAGUAGUGACACACACUUUUAAUCCCAGGAUUCAGGAAACAGGCAGGUGGAUCUCUGUUAGUUCUAGGCCACCCUGGACUGUAGGAAAUUGAGCCACUCUAAAAGAGAAACAGCCAAGUGAUGGUGGCUCAUGCCUUUCAUCCCAACGCUAGGGAGGUGGAGACAAGAAGGGAUAUGGCUGGGCAGAGAGGAAUAUAAGGCUGAAGGAGACCGAACUCGAAUGCAGUCUGCAGAUCUAGUCUGAGGAUGCAGUCUGCAGAUGCAGUCUGAGGUUUGGUAGAGAGACAUUCAGUCUGAUGAUUUGUAGAGACAGGUUCACCUCUUUAGUCUGAGCACUACUGGCAGAGGUAAGAACUCUAGUGACUGGCUGCUCUGCUUCUCUGAUCCUUCAGCUUUCACCCCUGAUAACUGACUCCAACUUUUUAUUAUUAAAACCAGUUAGAAUUCAUACUACAUCUUCCUAUCUUGAUUGAUCUAGAUAAUCCCUCACAGACAUACUCAGAAACUUGUGUUAAAUUUGAUUUGAUUCAAAAAUCUCAUCAAAUUGACAAUGAAGUGGACCGUUACAAUUCUUCCCCUUGUCAACUUGACAACUUUUGAACAUCACUUUUAAGUUAAUGCCUUUCCACUCCAUAUACCUAUAGGCUCAUCACCAUCUCACUGAAAAAUGAAUUCAGUCCAACUUCAAACGUGCCAUGGUAUUUAACAGUUCCAACAUUGUUUAAAAGUCCAAAGUCCAGAUCUUAUCUGAGAUUCAAGGCACUCUUACUGUGAGUGCCUAUAAACUGAAAAAGUUACACUCCACUGACGAUAAACGUUCUCAUUCCAAUAAGGAAGAACAGGGCACAGUAAGAACUGUGGGAUCAAAGCAAGACCAAAACCCAGCCAGGGAAAAAAGCGGAUCCUGCAGCUAAACUAUAAAUUUUGAAGGCGUGUGCUAGCUUUCCAUUACUGUGACAGAAUACCUAAUUACAGCAUAUUAAUUCAUGAGAAAAAAUUUAUUCUGGCUCAUGAUUUCAGUUCAUGAUAGCUUAAACCUUGAGCCUGUGAUGCCACAAAACUUCUUGGCAGGAAAUGUGGUAGAUUCAAAGCCACUCACUUCUUGCUAGAAAGUAAAAUUGAGAGGGGAGUCAAGUUUCAUUAUGCACUUCAAAGGGACAUCCCCAGUGACAUAAUUUUUUUAAGGCUCCUCUCCCUUGACAUUUAAGAUCAAUACCGGGGGCUGAGGGAAGGCUUUGCAGUUAAAAGGCACUGUUCCUCUUGCAUAGGACCCAGGUUUGGUUCCCAACACCCACAUUCUGCUCACAACUAUCCUAUAAUUCUAGUCCCAGGCUCUCUUCUGACCUCCCCAGGCACGCAAGUGUGUAGAUAGACACAUGCAAGUAAAAUACUCAUAUACAUUGUGGUGGUUUGAAUAAAAAUGGCUCUAUAGGCUCAUAGGGAGUGGCACUAUUAGGAGGCAUGACUUUGUUGGAGCAGUUAUGGCCUUGUUGCAGGAAAUGUGUCACUGUUGGGGCAGGCUUUCAUGUUUCCUAUGCUCAAGAUACUGGUCAGUGUCACAGUCCACUGCCUAUUGCCCGUAUAUCAAGGUGUAGCUAGCUGUGGUGAAAUGUUUGUAUACUGUGUAAAGAUAGAGUGAUGUGAUUGGUUUAGUAAAGAGCUGAACAGCCAAUAGCUAGGCAGUACUUCUGGGCAGAAAGAAAAAAGUAAGAGGAGAUAAUCAAGGUGCACAGAAGAUGCCUGGAGACACGGAGAGGAAACAGGAGGUGCAAGAUGGAAGAGAGUAAGAAGUCUCUGUCAUUUGGGAACUGACUGGUGGGACAGAAGAGAACUUGUUACAGCCACCAUCAUGACUACCUGCACAUCACCAUGCUCCCACCAUGAUGAUAAUGGACUGAACCUGAAAUGCUAUGAAGAUGGACAUCCCUCACAGUCUGAAUCAGAUAUCCUUCAGAGACAGACAUUUGCAGCCUCUCAUCAGCUUCCUGGUUAUGCUCCCACACCUCAAGCAACUGGCAUGCAUUCCUCAGCAGCAACUGAGCUAUUUGUUACAGGACCCUUGCCAACCUCUGGAACACUUCCGCCACCUGUACUAUCCGCUUAUCAGCAUCCUGCGACUUUUAGCAAUAGAAACUUUGCGACCACCUCACCUUUGGUGCUUCAGGAUUCAUCUUUUAACACUACAUCAAAUGGAAUUUUAAGCCCUCAUGAUCCUUUGCUACAAAUUAAGACUUCCCAAGGAACUGUUCCAACUGCUUUGGCAUUUGAGCGCCUGGGCAGUUCUGCAUUAAGUAAUAGCAUACCACCUCAAUCUUCAACAUAUCGCUCAGCUCAAGAGUCAGCACCACAUCUCUUACAACCUCAGUUUAGUUUAUUGCCUUCAACACUUGGGGGAGCCCAGCAAACCCCUCAAGGAUACAGUUCAACUCUUUUUACUAGUUCUGCUGCUUCCAUUGAAAGAGCCCUUCUUCGAGAAUGUAGUGUUAUUAAACACCACCAGCGGCCUUCAGAUACCCAGUCUAUUCAGGCACAACUGACUGUUUCACAGCUUCCCUUACAUAGUUAUCUAUCAAGUGCAAGUAUUGGUAAUUUUCAGGAAACAUCCAGGCAGUCAACUUUAUCCUGUAGCUCAAUUCGAGAUUCUACUCAGGUGAGCAAUGGAGCAUUGCAACAGAAGACCCCUCAGGUCUCAGCAGAACAUGCUCAGUCUUAUUCAUCUGUAAUUCCAUCAUCAGGGUAUCUUCCUUCUGCUACAAAAGUAGACGCUUGUUCUACAAAACAACCACUAACAUCAAGUGUGAUUCCUCCUGUACAAACACUAAACUAUUCUAAACCUUUACACAACCAGAGUUCUGUAAUAUCAGGUCAAGCACAAAUUUAUUCUACAGCACAACUACCUAGUCUUUUAUCAGUCAGUCAGUCCCAAAAUUAUGGCUUAGUACAGCCACAUAAUGUGCCAUCUAUUGUUCAUUCACAGGUUUAUAGGUCCAGCAGGGUUGAGAAAUUGCCAUCCUUAUACAAAACAUUGGCCUUUUCUGGGUCUUCUCAGCCUGUAACCUCUGAAAAUCAGACACUUAGUUAUUCAUCCAAUCAGCAAGAAGUAUUAUCUUUAGUUACAAAUGAGAAUUACCCUGCUCAAACAGGAGACCUGGCAUCAGUCAGUCAGCCUCAGAAUUAUUCAUCUGGUCACUCUCAGGGUUUGUCACCAGUUAGCCAAACACAGGUCAGUUAUUCAUCUCAAUCACAAGUUUUAUCAGUUGUUAGCCCUUCAGAAAGUUAUGCAUCGGUACAAUCUCUGACAUUAACAGCCCCUUCUCUUUCUUAUUCUUCUGCCUCCCGGGGUCAGAACUUGCCAGAUUCUAGCCCAACACCAAAUUAUAUUUCUAUGCAUUCAUCCCCAAACACUCAUACCCAAGGAUCUUCACCGCCUCAGCCCCAAAAGUUUUUGCCUGCUGUGCAGUCAUCUUUUGCAUCCUCUACUCGUGGUCAGGCAAUGCAGAAUAGCAUACCUUCCCCUGAUCCAAAGACUUACGCUGAGAGAAAACUUGACUCAAAUGUGUAUACAUCUUCCGAGCAAAAUGAUGAUUUUCCAAUGCAAAAGUUACAGGCAUUGCAGUCACAGGCUUCUCUUGAGUCAUCAAGCCAAAGGCUGCCUGAUGGAGAAGUGAAUGCUCAAGAGUCAGUUUAUAAGACGUCAAAGUCAGAUGACCGAUAUUCUCAGAAUAUAACCAGAAACAACUCCCACCUUGAAGACCAAGUUGUUGGAGUUGCUCUCCAGGGUUCAAAACAAGAAGAAAACAUGGUUGGUACAGUGACACAACUUAACCAGCAAAGUGGCCAGCCCAAUAAUGCAGUAAAUACUGAUCUUAAGAAGGCAACAAAUUUAAUGCCAGCACCACAGAUAAGGUUGAAUACAAAAGACCUCAACCAGCAGCAUUCUCUCAUACAUAAGAUUCAUGAAGCCAAGGUUCAGGAACAGCAUGAUCUAAUUAGUGCCUCAUCUCAGAUACAGAUUUCAAAUCAUGCUUUGGGGCAUAGUCAUCAGACUCUUCCUAAUACACCAGUCCUUUUAGAUUCUGCCUGUGACUUACAGAUUCUUCAGCAGGCUGGGAUUCUACAGGCAAGCCUAGGACAAGCAAAGACAUCUUUACAAGUACAGCGUGUUCAGAGCCCCCAACAGGUAGUCCACUCUUUUCUUCAGAUGGAUGGUCACAUCAUUCAGAGCAAUGGUGAGCAUCCACAACAGCAGCUCCAUCCUCAAAAUUCUGAGAUUAUGAAACUAGACCUCCCUGAACCUUCAAAACCUUUGCAGCAGCUAACAACGAAGGGCCCUUUCAGUGAAGCCAAUCAACAUGAUUCAAAGAAUCAGUUUGUUUCUCUUGGAUCAAUGUGCUUCCCAGAGGCAAUGCUUCUCAGUGAUGAAAGAAAUAUUUUAUCAAAUGUAGAUGACAUCUUGGCAGCUACAGCAGCAGCUUGUGGGGUUACACCUUCUGACUUUUCUAAGUCCACUUCAAAUGAAACCAUGCAGGCUGUUGAAGGUGGUGAUUCUAAAUCUCAUUUUCAGCAGUCAUUAGAUGUCAGACAUGUGAAUUCAGAUUUUAACUCCAUAACAGCUACAGUAGGAAAACCACAGAAUAUUAAUGACAUUUCCCUAAGCGGAAAUCAGGUUACUGUAAACCUUUCAUCAGUACCCACCCUUCAGUCAAAAACAGUCCUCGAUCAACAGCACAUGGAAACACCUGGUCAGAAUAUACCCACAAAAGCAUCUUCAGCCAUGGUUGGACCAGGUCAUGAAACGCAGGAGCAAAGUGCUGACCCAUUUAAGAAACAGUUGGCUAUGAAUCAUGAGUCAAAAGAAGAUAGUGAAAUUGCUGUUGAAAGUGCAUUGAAUAAUAACAGAAACCAAGAGUUUGUUUCUGCUAGCCAGAGCAUAAGUGGAGAGAGUGUAGCAUCAGAGAGUGAUUUUACCCUAGUAGGUGACGACAGCAGUAUGUCGGCGAACCAUCGAAGGAACACACUUGCACUGCUUGCCAUGGCCCAGCCUGGGGAUGCAGCUGGUGGCAAGACUGAAGAUGAAAAGCAAGAAGCAGCAUACUUUAACCUUCCAAAGAAAAAAGCUAAAGGAAAAGGACAAGGUAAAGAGGAAGAGGACAGUAGUCAGAAACCACCGAAAAAGUCUGCUCAAAGCAAGCGCCAGAACCCUAGGGGUGCAGACAUGUAUUUACCGUACACUCCCUCUUCCUCAGAAGGCUGUGAUGAAGGUUACCAGCAUCAAGAAAAAAUGAGGCAGAAGAUCAAAGAAGUAGAGGAAAGGCAGCCAGAAGUCAAAACAGGAUUUAUUGCUUCUUUCUUAGACUUCCUGAAGUGUGGGCCCAAGCAACAGUUUUCUACCCUUGCUGUUCGAAUGCCUAGUAGGACCAGGCGGUCAGGAACCCAAGUCACUCAUCCUUUCUGUGCCCCACCACUUGCAAAGAUGUCACCUGCAACACCUGUGCCAUUAGCGUUUGAGACUGGAGGGGUCAGUCCAUCAGAGAAAGUUGACAAUGAACUCAAAAAUUUAGAACACUUAUCUUCCUUUUCUUCUGAUGAGGAAGAUCCUAGCAUGUGUGGCCAUGAUAUCUAUAAGAAAAUCUCCGCUCCCUUAUCUGCGUUGGAUACCACUUCUGAUAAGACAAAGAAAACAGUUUCAGAAGCUCUAACUGUGACAACUCCUGGUGUAUCUGCUGAGACUGCUGGUGCUGCACCCACUUCCUCCACUGCUGGUGCAAAACAAGACCUUCAUUUGACUUCAUCUGCUGUAAACACCCUGGAAAAUGCAAACUCCACAGAACCCCCCAAAGCCAUCGAACUUGAUAGUCUUCCUUCAGACCAGUUUGCGAAAGGACAGGAUACAGUUGCAAUAGAAGGUUUUACAGAUGAGGAAGAUAUAGAAAGUGGAGGAGAAGGCCAGUACAGAGAACGUGAUGAAUUUGUGGUAAAGAUAGAAGAUAUAGAGACAUUUAAGGAAGCUUUAAAUAUAGGAAAAGAGCCCCCAGCUAUUUGGAAAGUACAGAAAGCUUUGUUACAGAAAUUUGUUCCUGAAAUUCGAGAUGGGCAAAGAGAAUUUGCAGCUACAAAUAGUUAUCUUGGAUAUUUUGGAGAUGCAAAAACUAAAUACAAAAGGAUAUAUGUGAAGGUCAUUGAAAAUGCAAACAAAAAGGAGUAUGUUAGAGUGUGUUCCAAAAAGCCAAGAAACAAGCCUUCACAAGCUAUCAGAAAUGUUCCAUCUAAGCCAAGUAGUAGCAGUAAAACUUCUGAUCCACCAGUAUCAAAAACUCCAACUACAAAAGCCCCUUCUACAAAACCCAAAGUUAAACAGCUCAAAAUGAAGGCUGAGCCACCACCAAAGAAACGGAAGAAAUGGAAAGAAGAAUUUUCAUCAUCACAAUCUGAAUCAUCUCCUGAGGUCCGUUCUAGCAGUAGUGAGAAUGAGGAAUUUGAUUCUCCAGCUCCCUUUGCCACUCGUUUUCUAAACACAAGAGCAAUGAAGGAAACUUUCAAGAGUUACAUGGAGUUGCUUGUUAGCAUUGCUCUGGAUCCAGACACGAUGCAAGCACUAGAGAAGAGCAAUGACGAGCUACUUUUACCACAUAUGAAAAAAAUAGAUGGAAUGCUGAAUGAUAAUCGCAAAAGACUUCUCGUGAAUCUUCAUCUGGAUCAGCCAUUCAAGAAUGCAUUGGAAAGUUUUCCUGAACUUACAAUUAUUACUCGAGACUCUAAAGCAAAAAGUGGAGGAUCUGCUAUUUCUAAAAUAAAAAUGAAUGGCAAAACUUAUAAUAAGAAAACGCUAAGGACUUCUAAAGCAACCACUAAGUCUGCACAGGAGUUUGCUGUUGAUCCAGAGAAAAUACAAUUAUAUUCAUUAUAUCAUUCACUCCAUCACUAUAAAUACCAUGUUUAUCUAAUAUGUAAGAAUGAGAUAUCGUCUGUUCAGAAAAAAAAUGAAGAUUUAGGACAGGAAGAAAUUGUUCAACUUUGUAUGAAAAAUGUAAAGUGGGUGGAGGACCUAUUUGAAAAAUUUGGAGAACUUCUAAAUCAUGUGCAACAGAAAUGUUCCUAACAUUUCCACAACAUCCCACCUUUUUAUAGCACUAAUGAAAUGUCAUAUUGUCACAGAUAAUCACAUCUCCAGCAGUGGUGUCUUGCAGACAUACCCAAUACCAUGGGGGACUUUGAUCAGGACCUUGCUGAGGACAAUGGUGCUGCCACGGAAGCCAGUCAUUUUAUCCUAAUGAAUGAUUUUUCUAUUUUUUAAACUGUGGGGUGACUGAGUUUUCAUUUUCAGAAGCGUCUUUUGACAAAAUGAUAAAGCAUGCACUAAGUAUACCUUUACUGCUAGAGAGAUGACACUGAAGUGGCCUGGCUCCCCGUGACUGGUGUCAGGACGAAAGAAAAGAGGUGGCAGGUAUCAUUCAUGACUGGCCACGGUGUGGAAAGUAUUGUACAUUUUGUAAACUGAUCUGGUAUGGUGUGACAUCCUAUAUGAGAAUGUCUUGAGUUUAAAACAUGAAACUCAGAAGCUGCGCUCUGCUCUAUCGAGUCCUUUAACAUGUCCAGGAAACUGGGUGUGGAACUGUGCAAUCCUGUGACUGCUUUUUGUGUCAAGUUCAAUUGUGAUGAUGGAAAAAAAAGUGACGUACUAUUUUCCCUGUUUUAAAGAAAAGUAUUUUUGUUUAUAGUGUGUUUUUUUUUCCUUUGGAAAAUUUUCAAUUGUACAUUUUAUUAUUUUACUAAUAGUUUUAUUUUUCACAGAGAAAAUGUGGUUUUAAUUUUUCUAUCCAUACUUCAUUGUCUUCAGUAUACCCUGUGUAGGUACUUAUCAUUUGCAUUGUAGAUUCUGUCUUGAGGUAGCCAUUUUUGUUUUGCCUUAGUGUUACUUGGAAUAUUCAUUUGGUGCUAGAAUUAGUUUAGCUUUAUAAAUGGGACUGUGUGAAACACUGCACUAAUUUCAUAUUUCAUAAAAUAAAUUUCUUACCAAACUAGCACUUGAUUUAUACUGAUUUGUCAAAGUAAAAAUCAACUACUGCCAGAUGGUAGUAGCGCACGUCUUUCAUACCAGCACUUGGGAGGCAGAAGCAAUGCAGGUGGCAUUCUGUGAGCUCGAGGCCAACCUGGUUGAGUUUGAGGCCAGCCUGUUCUACAUUGUAUGCUUUUAGAAGACCAGAGCUACAAACUAAGACCUUGUCCUGAAAAAACACAAACAAAAAAACAAACAAAAACUUAACUGCUGAUAAUUUUGAUGCCCCAUUGGGUAAAGGCUCUUGCUGCCAAGCCUAACAGUUUGAUUCCCAAAGCCCAUACUUGGAAGAAGAGAACCAACUUCUGCAAGUCCUGUCCCCUGCACGCACAUACAUACACAAACUAAUUAAUAAGACGGUAUGCAGUGUUACACACAGCUUUCCUAGCUCUCAGAACUGGAAGUGGAAUUCUCCUUUGGUGCCUUUAACCCUUCCGCACCCUAGUGUAGCUUUCUUAAGUUUGAUGACAUUUCAAGUGGUUUAGCUGAGACAGUGAAUGUAUUAGGUUCAUCAUGACUUUUUGUUUCUUUUUGCUGCCAAUAGGAUGCCUUGUUUGUGAAGAAAAUUUAAUAGUGUCAUUCUAAACGAUCGCCAUUUUUAUUAUUCUAAAAAAGUAACUCAUACCUUUUUAUUUCACCACCGUUUAGUGCCUUACUCCCUAUCUAAAAAGCAGUGUUCCUGUUCAGUGCCCAAGUAAGACACACUUACAUGGAUAAGCUUGCUGUCUUGGUUUUUCGCAGACAGUAAACUGACAAGAAUUGAAGUUAACAUGCCACUUCAUUUAAGAAUAAAACACUGUUACAUUGGGUGAAAAUAAGCAUCUGAGUUACGCUAACAUAUUUACUUCUGGUGAUUUUCCUAUUAAAAGCAAUAUCCUUAACAUUUGUACCUGAUAUUAGACUCAGUAAUACCAAGUAAUGGAAGUUACUCUCCAGGGUCAAAUGUACCACUUCUGAAAGUUUUAAAAUGUUUAUUUGACAACAAAAGCAACCUAUCAGGCUUAUUUUAUGUAGCUCAUAUGGGAGAUGCCCAUGGCAGGAAAAUCAUGAGAUUUGUUUUACAAGCAGAGGAGAGCAGGAAGCAGCCAUAUUCCAUUCUUAUUAUUGACCCUGGGCACAGUAGGUAUGUUUCCAUCAUAGCGUUGGCAUGCUUAUAUACUUUUACCUUCAUCUUGAAUUAUAAAGUAUGAAGUAUGUUUGAACUUCAUUUUCACAAAUGAAUAUAAGGUUAAUCUUACCACAAAAAUACACAUUUCUAUUUUUGUUUUUUGUUGUUUAAAGCAGGGUCUCACACUUUAGCCCAGGCUGUUCUAGAACUCACUAUGUAGUCCAAGUUGGCUCCAAGUUCAUUGCAGUCGCCCUGCCUCGUCUCCAGAAUGCUGGGAUUAUAGGCAUGUGCCACCAUGCCUGGUUUUCCAUUUCUUUUUGAACUGCAGUUGCCCUCCAUCAGUUUAUAAUUGUAUUCCCCUUAGAAAAAUCAAUUCACAAGUCCUCUGAUCCUCCCUCAGAGACCCUGUUGUUUAGAUGCAUUCUCACCUCAUUUAUUCUAUAUAGCAUAGGAAAUAUCAACCUCAGGCCUUAGCAAAAAGUAGAACUAUAUUAUACCCAUUUCUCUAUAGGAAGCUGAAUAAAUAGUUAGUUGGUUAGUGUUUGCCAGGGAAUUUGAAAUGUAUGGUAUAGGAAAGCAGGUUGUAAAAAAAGAUGAAGCACAUGUUGCCAUGAUCUAGGAAGAUGUUAAGAAAGCGUGAACUCUCCUACCUAUAGCGAUCUGGUGUUGGGAUGUAGCUCAGUGCAGAGGCUCUGGGCUUCCUCCCGUCCCCCAUCCCUCAGACGCACAUAGAGAUCUAGAGUGAUUUCAUGAGAAAGGUAUUCUGUGUUGAUAUUUGUUACUAGCCCAGAAAAGUGGUUGCCAAAGGGGCCUCCUUGCUAUUUUGAUAUAACUUAGUUACUACUUGAGCCCUAAUAUGUCUGAGUUUAUGGUGAUUUAUCACGUUAAGUUGAACUAGAAGCUAUGAUUUUGCCAAAUUGAAAGUAUUGGUAAGAUAGGAAAUAAUCCUAUUCUUAAAUGUUUAAUACAUUUUCAUAUAAUUUUGAAUGUUCUAAAUUUAUCUAAAUUUCUAAAACAUGAAAUUUAUAGAUGUGUUUACACUUUAGGGCUAUUUUCAGAGCUUCACAUUUUAAAACUAAUUUUUCUGUUUACUAUUUAUUUUUCUUGAAGCAGAUAAAUUCCAACCUAUAGCUGUAAGGAUAUACCCAUAAGUUGUUUUGGUUUGUGUGUUGGUGUCCUUUGCUGGUUCAGAUGAGUGGUUCCCGAGUCUCUUCACUUUCCUUGUAAUCCGAUCUCUCUGCACUUGAUUCCCUGACGACGUCAGCUCGGGUUAUUAGUGCAGCUUUGUUUCAGAUGUGUAGGUUACAAAUCUUAAUGUAUUUGCAGAAUGUAAUUUUUGUUUUAAAUGUUUUGUUUCACAACAAUGCUUUUGAAAUACAGUGAAGUAGCCCAGGCUAGCUGCUCCUGUGUCAGGUGUACUUGAUAGCCCAGGCUAGCUGCUCCUGUGUCAGGUGUACUUGACACAACCGCACAAAUGAACAGUGUGCAACUCUUAUUUGUGCAUUGACUCAGAUGCACAACUUUUGACAUCUGUGUUCACAAAUGCACGUUUUCAAAAUAACCUCUAUUUAUAAAACAAACAACUAAGCCUAAGGAUACAAAGAAGCCUGCAUUUGUAGUCCAGAGUUUUCAGCUGGUCCAUUAUACCAUGUAUGGAAAUGUGAAAGACAAUUUUGUAUAUUUGUUACUAACUCAGAUCAUUAAAAUGAAAACAAUUUUUUAAACAAAA
This is a messenger RNA of Myodes glareolus (Bank vole), 13264 nucleotides long. RefSeq names its product glutamine and serine rich 1 (gene Qser1). Lineage: Eukaryota; Metazoa; Chordata; Mammalia; Rodentia; Cricetidae. The record is from RefSeq and is a predicted model, not a curated record.